Fraxinus pennsylvanica is the source of this 3948-nucleotide messenger RNA. NCBI's taxonomy places the organism in Eukaryota, Viridiplantae, Streptophyta, Magnoliopsida, Lamiales, Oleaceae. The record is from the annotation of a GenBank genome assembly.
AUGGCGCCCAGCCGAAGAAAAGGCUCCAGCAAGGCUGCUUCUGAUCGCCGACAGUGGAAGAUCGGCGAUCUUGUGCUUGCAAAGGUGAAAGGAUUUCCAGCAUGGCCUGCUAUGGUGAGUGAACCAGAUAAGUGGGGUUACUCGGCUGAUUGGAAAAAAGUGUUUGUCUACUUCUUUGGAACCGAACAAAUUGGCUUCUGUAAUCAUGUAGACGUUGAAGAAUUUACAGAAGAAAAGAAAGAGUCUCUUUUGGUCAGACGUCAUGGUAAAGGUGCUGAUUUUGUUCGUGCACUGAAUGAGAUCAUUGAUUGCUUUGAUAAACUGAAGAAACAGAGCCAAGAUAUCAGUGCUAAUUGUACUGAUGAAGUAAAGAUGAUGAAAGAAAAUAAUUCUGCAGAAUCCUCAAUCAAAUUGGGAUCAAAGGAAGAAGAUGCUGCAUUUACACUUAAGUCACAUCUGAAGACACCUGUUUCUUCUGGAGCAACACAUGAUUUGAACUUUCUAACUGAAGCUGCUGUAGCUGCUGCAGCAGAAGAUGGUCUGCACGAUGAGGACAUGCGGCUAGAGGUUUCCGGUGCUAAUUGUACACAUACAGACAAGCCUUCGUUGAUGACUUACUCUACAAGAAGCAAAGCUGAAGUAAGCCUACCAGAAAAAGGUGUAUCAGAGCGGAGGACGUCUGCACGAAGGCCUAGAGGUUCAUCAAGGAUUGGUCCCCAAGACAUGACAUUGUCUUCUAGCAACAAUACUAGGAGCUCUCGUCGUGUUGUUACCAAUGCAUUGCGGGAUACAUUUCUGAGAAGAAGUAAAAGGAUUAUGAAGUUGCCUGAUGAUACUGAUGGACAUGAAAUGGACUCAUAUGCUUUUGUAUCAAAUGAUAAUGAUGAUGAAAAUGAUUCUGAUACGGUGACAGUCUCUGAUAAUCUUAGCUGCGAUGACAGCAGCACUUUAGACUCCGGUUGCAAAACAAAGCAACCUGAGUCUGUUUUUGAUAACUGUGAAGGGGAAACUGAGUUAAAUGAUAGGCUUGACUUUCAAACUAAUACUGUCAUUAUUAAAAAGAAACGGAAGCCAAAUCGGAAAAGACACAGCAAUGAUACAGCUGACUUGGUAGCUAGAUUAGACAAAGUAAUUUCUGAGGCUGAGAUGCAGAAAAUUGAACACAUUUUGCCUAGUAAUAAUGGGAAAUCAGCCGAAAAAUGUACAAAGGAAGAUGGUGAUGAGCACUUACCACUAGUCAAAAGAGCCAGGAUUCGUAUGGGCAGACCAUCACCUUCUGGGGAGGAGCCAGGUUCUUUAGCAUGUAUGGAGGAAAAAUUGUUGGAUGUUUCUAAAAGCCUUACAAUGCUGUCCCCUGGGCCCUUGAAUUCCAUGGAAGAUGGUUCUGCGGAUAGCAAGCCUGUUUAUGUUGAAGGAGAUUCAGAUAAUCUUUCUGUAUUCGAUUCAAGUCUCUCUAGGAAGCCUCAGAGUUGGGAAUCCAGAAAGAAUUUUGUUGAUGGUGAAGCUGCCUUACCUCCAUCAAAACGCCUACACCGUGCCUUGGAGGCCAUGUCAGCUAACGCAGCUGAAGAUAGUCUAACAGUUUCGGAGGGUGGUCUAUCGACGGUGAAUACGUCUACUAAUGGAUGUUGUUGUAUUUCGCCUGGAGGCUGCCCUGAGCUGUCAAUGGUGAGCGGAGCAGAUAUCCAACCUAUAGCAGGGAUUGCGGAAGGUGCUGAUGGUAGAUGUGUGAAAGAUUCUUCAUACGACCAGGAUGCAAAAUUCAAUAUUGUGGAACCAGAUCUAAAACCAGAUUCACCUAAUACUGUUGAAAAACAUGCUCAUUUAGACUGCACUAGUUCUACUGAUCAUUGUGAUACUGAGUGUUCUGAAUUGGCUGAACCUUUUAAGGGAUCUCAUGCUGAUAUUACCCAGAGGAGUUCAGAUACUAUCUUGGUGGAAGAAAUUGUUGUAGGUUCACCACAAAAUGACGCUGAUGUGUAUCUGGACAAAGUGUGUAGUAAAGGUGAUAAAACAUCUGAGAUGCAGAACCUUUUAUUAGCUGAAACAAAUCAAGAGAAUAGAAUGCCUGAGCUUGAGAAAGAAUCAGCAUUAAAGGAUCCCUCUGCAACUCCAAUGAAGACAUCUUCAUCUGUAACUGAUGGGCUGGAUUCUGUUGGACGGGCAUCUCCUCCGAGUUCAGCCAUACGCAACAUGUCUAAAGCGGAAAAGAAUAGUUUUCUUGAAAGUAAUAGUCGUAGUCCUGAUGUUUUAUUGCCUUUUGACAAAGCUAAACUAGCUGGCAAGUCUAGCAGCGAAGGAGAAGCUAAUAAUGCUAUGUCAUCCUUUGAAACCAUUCUUGGAUCAUUGACGAGGACAAAAGAAAGCAUAGGUCGAGCAACACGCAUAGCUAUUGAUUGUGCAAAAUUUGGUUUUGCCACGAAGGUGGUUGAACUUCUUGCCCAAAAUUUGGAAAAUGAGUCAAGUUUGUCCAGAAGAGUGGACUUGUUUUUCCUCAUUGAUUCUAUCACGCAAUGCUCUCGAGGCAUGAAAGGUGAUGGUGGCAUAUAUCCCUCAGAAAUCCAACCACUAUUGCCACGCUUAUUGUUUGCUGCUGCUCCUCCCGGUAGUUCUCAUGAAAAUCAUAAGCAGUGUUUGAAAGUUCUGAGAGUCUGGCAUGAGAGAAAAAUUCUUCCAGAACCCAUAAUUCGCCACCAUAUUCAGGAGCUUGAUGCCAUUAGCAAUUCAUAUCUUAAUGGGGCAUCCUCCCGCCGACCUUUAAGAAAUGAAAGGGCUUUUGAUGAUCCUAUUAGACAAAUGGAGGGUAUGCCGGUUGAUGAAUAUGGAAGCAAUUCAAGUUUUCAGCUGCCUGGUUUUUGUAUGCCUCCAAUGCUAAGAGAUGAAGAUGGAGGAAGUGAUUCUGAUGGAGAGAAUUUUGAGGCUGUCACUCCUGAGCAUGAUGCUGAAAAUGUUGAUGGAGAAAGGAAUCCGGUUCCUGCAGUUGAGAAGCGUAGACAUAUCUUGGAAGAUGUUGAUGGGGAGCUUGAAAUGGAGGAUGUGGCUCCCGCUUGCGAAACCGAAAUUAAUUCAAUUAGCAAUAUUACUGGAGCGGGUAGUGAAAUGAUGUCAAACCAUGAAUCUGAUAGUCAUUUUGGGGCUCCAUUUGCUCCUUCACUCCCCAAAGACAUACCACCAUCUCCUCCUCAGCCCAGGUCUCCCUGUCCCCCAGCUUUACCGCCUGCAAUGCCUGAUUCUGUUUCUCAUGGUUCUGAUUGGAAGCUUUAUUCAAGUUUUCAGAAGACCAAAAGAAAUAUCCAGGACCCUCUUGCAAAGCAGUCUAUCAUGCCAAAUAUCAGUCGGACAACUUCCGAUGCUGUGCAUCAUCAUUCUCAUGACAAUAGAAAUUUUGAAACUCAGAUGCCAAGGACGUCUGACUUCACUAAUUCGUGUUCUUUCAGCAGUCAACCUGGCUCCCAUCCAUCUGCACGAGCCUCUAAUAAUACUGUAUUGUCAGCUGAUGGUGCUUUCAACAAGGGUUUUCAUCUGCGUCCACCUCACCCUUCUCCAACAAAUCAGUUCUCGUAUAUCCAAGAUCAGCGAAUGCAGUCCCGGAGGGAUGUCCCUGUCCAUUCCUAUCAUAACAGAUUUCCGGCACAAAAUGCUGGAAAUGGUAAUUUUUACAGAGAUCAUGACAGAAUGAAGUUUGCUCCUGAUAAUAUUGGAGAAUACUGGAGGCCUCCAUUCCCUUCCGUCUCUGGUCCAUGCUAUCCUGAAAGUGGCAGGAUGCCUCAUGCACCUAUGUCUUACAAUGGUCCGCCUUGUGAGCCGCCAUUACCUAAUAAUAGGUGGGCCUGCCCUCCCCAGCCUAUGAAUCACAGGCAAUUUAUUCAUUAUAGACAACCUUCUGAAGGUCCAAUUCCUGUGGCAAAUAGAGGUCCUAACUUUUGGAGGCCAAGACGAGAAAUCUGA